This is a messenger RNA of Triticum turgidum subsp. durum (durum wheat), 1098 nucleotides long. NCBI's taxonomy places the organism in Eukaryota, Viridiplantae, Streptophyta, Magnoliopsida, Poales, Poaceae. The record is from the annotation of a GenBank genome assembly.
AUGGGUAACUGCUGGUUUCGGGGGAGUUCCUACAUUAACAGGGUCUCCACUGCAAAGUCAGAGACUCCCAAGAUCCAGAGCCCGUCGGAGAGGGACCGGAGCGAUGAGAGUAGGCUGCCGUCGAACGCGAGGGAGGUGGAGGCCAUGCGGCUCGACUCGGCCGCGCGGAACCCGCUGACCGCCUUCUCUUUCGAGGAGCUCCGGAAGGUGACUAACGGGUUCCGGCAGGACUCGCUAAUCGGCGGCGGCGGCUUCGGCAGGGUGUACAAGGGUGCCGUGGGUACGGACGGCGGCGGAGACGAGCCCCUGCAGGUCGCCGUCAAGGUGCACGACGGGGAUAACAGCUUCCAGGGCCACAGGGAAUGGCUGGCGGAGGUGAUCUUCUUGGGCCACCUAUCACACCCGAAUCUGGUGAAGCUAGCGGGCUACUGUUGUGAGGGCGAGCACCGGGUGCUGGUCUACGAGUACAUGCCGCUCGGCAGCGUGGAGUCACACCUGUUCUCACGGGUGAUGGCGCCCCUGGCGUGGGCGACGAGGAUGAAGAUCGCGCUCGGUGCGGCGAGGGGCCUGGCGUUCCUUCAUGAGGCCGAGAAGCCCGUCAUCUACCGCGAUUUCAAGACCUCCAACAUCCUCCUCGACCAUGACUUCAACGCCAAGCUCUCCGACUUCGGCCUCGCCAAGGACGGCCCCGUCGGCGACAUGUCCCACGUCUCCACCCGCAUCAUGGGCACCUACGGCUAUGCCGCCCCAGAGUACAUCAUGACAGGGCACCUGACGGUGAUGAGCGACGUGUACAGCUAUGGGGUGGUGCUGCUGGAGUUGGUGACAGGGCGCAAGUCGCUGGACAAGUCGCGUCCGGUGCGGGAGCAGACGCUGGCGGACUGGGCGCUGCCGAUGCUGACGCACAAGAAGAAGGUGUUGGGGAUCCUAGACCCAAGGCUCGACUCUGACGACUACCCCGUCAGGUUCGUGCAGAAGGCGGCCAUGCUCGCGUACCACUGCCUCAGUAGCAACCCCAAGGCGCGGCCGCUCAUGCGCGACAUCGUCGCCUCCCUCGAGCCGCUGCAGCAACCGGAGCUCAUGCCCGCCAACGUGUGA